This is a messenger RNA of Cucumis melo (muskmelon), 2974 nucleotides long. RefSeq lists its product as uncharacterized. NCBI's taxonomy places the organism in Eukaryota, Viridiplantae, Streptophyta, Magnoliopsida, Cucurbitales, Cucurbitaceae. The transcript has 12 exons. Gene Ontology annotation, biological process: regulation of DNA-templated transcription. The coding region runs from base 449 to 2539 and encodes 696 amino acids. The record is from RefSeq and is a predicted model, not a curated record. Gene Ontology annotation, cellular component: nucleus.
AUCUCACAACACUUUUGAAGUUAGAGUCAAAAUCGAUUUUUUUCCAUAGGUUACAAACCCUAGCACAUGGUCCAAAUUUUAAAGUUCUGGGGGGAGGAAACCAAAUUGAAUCUUCCACAAGAUAAACAAACACAGUAGCCCAAAAAAAUUUCGCGGUUCCCUAAAAGCUUGGGCACAGUGCGGAAAUGCAUUUCAGUUCUAUAUCUUAAAAAGUGGCGGGAAAUCAUUCAUCGUCCCAAGCAUUUCUUUUCAAAAUUCCUUUUCACUCUCAAUUUUUUCCCGCCGGAACACAUGAAUCUCUACAACAAAUAACUCUCCCCAAUCCGGUAAUGCCAGUCCUUCGCAUCUCUAGCGUCUCCCCAUUUGUUCAACUCAACACUUAUACCAAUUCCCUCCUUCUGCCGCCUGAAUCAGAACCUGGGUUUUGAAGUUUUUGCUCUCAAAUAUAAUGGGGAGCAAGAAGAGGGCUGCUGCCGAUGAUAACGAACACAGAGCUAAACGGACUAAGUCUCCUGGAGUUCGAGUCGUUGGUGGUCGGAUCUAUGAUUCUGAGAACGGAAAAACUUGUCAUCAAUGCCGACAAAAAACCAUGGAUUUUGCUGCAUCCUGUAUGAACAUGAAAGGGGACAAGCUGUGUACCAUAAAAUUCUGUCACAAGUGCCUCCUAAACAGAUACGGAGAGAAAGCAGAAGAGGUGAUGCUUAAGGAAGACUGGAGUUGUCCCAAGUGCAGGGGUCUUUGCAAUUGCAGUGUUUGCAUGAAGAAAAAAGGUCUUAAACCUACUGGUUUGCUAGUGCAUGCAGCCAAAGCAACUGGGUUUUCUUCUGUCUCGGAGAUGCUUCUUGUGCAUGGUUCUGACUGCUUAGAUCAAUAUAAGAAUACGAUCAGCAAAGUUGCUUCACCAAAAAAGCAGGCUUCUGAUGACAAGGAGUCUGUCAUGCUUACACCAAGGAAACAAGGGAAGGAAAAUUCUUUAAAUGGAAAUAAUGAAUCAAACUUGAAUUUGCAGAAACAAACACCAAAUUUUGAUAAAAAGAAGUUGAAGGAAAUGAAGCGUGAAGAAUUGAAAGAAAUAUGCAAUGAAAAUAAGGUUGAUGGUGCUAAAUUCUCGAAGAAGAGCAGUCCAACAAAAUCCAGCUUAGGAGAAAUUCCUAAGGAACAAACUGAAGCAAAUGGGAGGAAUGAUUCUCUUCCCUCAAAGAAAAAGGGGUCCAGAAAGGGAACCUCUAAGGAUGCUGCCUCCGAUGUUUGCAGUCCCAAGGAUGCUAGAGAAAAAAACAGUUUGUGUCAUGAGAAUGCCAAAGUAUCAGAUAUUAUGGAAGAGGAAGACAAGAGGUCCUCAAAGGAUGUUCCUUACCAUCUAAUUAAAGCUGAAGACAAAAAAGAAGAAAAAGAGUUGAAUUUUCACAAAUAUGCCAAGACAUCAAAAGAUGUGAAAAAUAACAAAACAAAGGUGCAUGACAAGCCACCAGCAAAGUCUCGGGAAAAUAAGAAAUGCUCUGUGAAUAUUCAGAACAAGGAAUUUGGUGCCAGUGUUCCUUUCCCUCCAGGUUCAAGGUUAACAACUGUAGCAGAUAUCGAACUGACCACAGAUGAUGUUGGUCAUGCACUGCAGUUUUUAGAAUUCUGUGCAGCUUUUGGAAAGGCUCUUAAUUUAAAGAAAGGGCAUGCUGAGUCUGUACUCAAAGACCUAAUGCGGGAGAGAAUUCAGAGAAGAAGGUGUCGAGUGCAUGAUUCACUCACUGUUCGAUUUCAUAUUCAACUCUUGUCACUGAUAUUGAAGGAUAUGGAUGAAGAAUCUGCAAUCCCUAGUCCCACAAAUGACAGAAGCUCAUGGUUGCUGGCUCUGAAGAAAUGCAUUUCUGCAUCCCCAUUUAAGUUGAAUGAUCUGAAACCAGAUUACUUUGAUGGAGGUGACAAUUGUUAUGAUGACUUAGGCUUCUCAAAAAAGCUCAGACUGUUGACUUACCUAUGUGAUGAGGCUCUCAAUACUACAAAAUUGAGAAGCUGGAUUGAACAACAAAAUAGUAAUUUUGUGGAGGAACAAAAGGAAGUUAAAGAAAAACUUGCAGCAUUGAAGGAUAAGGAGAAACAAGCUAAGCAAAAAUUGCGAGAUGAAUUGGCCAAAGCUCUAAUUGUAAAGAAUGGCGUUCCCCUUUCAAUUGCAGAGCAUGAUGCUAUUAUUUCACAAAUAAAAAAUGACGUAGCUGAAGCUCAAGCUGAGAGGCUUGUGGCUUUGGAAUUGGCAUCCAAGAGGAGAGAAAGAUCUUAUGCUACAAGGACAGCUCCUGUCAUGUUGGAUGUUAAUGGUCGUGUAUUUUGGAAAUUAAGAGGCUUUGCUUGUCAAGGGAAUAUUCUGCUGCAAGAUAUGGAAAGCUGGGGAUCAGUCAAUCCAAGCGAAAAGUGGUUGAUGUAUAAAGACGAGCAGAAACAAGAGAUAGAAAAAUACAUUUCUUCUUUAAGGUUUAAGAGGCGUAAGUUAGAGGAAAUAGUUCAGACACUUCCAGGUGGGGGUAGUGAGACAGCUUCAGCAUGUUGACGUUUGCCAUCUCUGAGCCAAAAGAGUAGUAGUCAUGUCAUUAAGCUUUAGUUUUGUGGAGCAAAUUGCCAAAACAAAUGAUUUAAAAGAUCUAUUUUCCAAUGUGCUUCUCUUCUGGAUGGGAAACCCAUAUCCCUUUAUUUUGUAACAUCUCAAGAGAAGCAUAAUUCACUGCUAUUUUAGCAGAGAGGAAAAAAAAGGGAAAAAGAAAAAGGAUAGCCUCAGCUGAUUGUAGCUGUGUUUUUCUACACUUGAAAAUGCUUCAUAGCAAUUCAGUUUUUCCAAACCAUGAUUUGUUAUUGGUUUUGGAGAUAUUUGAAGAGGGAAUCCUUUGUAGGACGACUGAUAUCCAAUGCAUUGUUUUGAACUUUGAUAUGUAAUUUCACAAAUGUUUUUAGAAUUUAUUACAGUAGACUCUUCAGCUCUUUCCUCAAA